CACGACUCGCUUACUCGGCCCACUUGAUGAAAAUUGUAGGAAAUGUGAACUUAGGCCAAUAACUACUAAGGGGACUGUAACAAGUAUGGUUUAUCAUCUACUAAGGGGACUGUAACAAGUAUGGUUUAUCAUAUGUUUAUUCUCGCAAAGAAAAGCUCAUUUUCGCGGGAAUAAGUACAAAAAUAUGUAAGAUUUUAUGGGAUCGAUAAUGGAAAGAUUUUUAUAUCUCUCCACAAAAAAUAUGUACUCGACACACCAAAUGAAUCUAGAGUUGCUUGAAUGAUAUUAAGGAUAUAUUUGUUGAGAACAUUUUAAGACGGAUUUGGAUGCUACGUGCAAAACGGGGGAUUUGUUAUUUAUUUCUGUUAAUGGUACGUGUAUGCCCCAUCCUCAUUUCACGUUGGGAAUAUGGGAUGCAGUUUAAACAUGUCACACAACAUGUUCCCCAGAACGUGUUGCGUGACGAGCCCUAUCGACAUCCGCUGGACGGGGACUCCGAUGUAAGGAAUAAAGAAUAAUUAUGGCUGAAGGAACUUUCGCAGAAGAGAAACUUGUUUCAUCCAUGUUCUCAGGAAUAUGGAAAAGCCGCUGCUUAAGUGUUGUGGUGUCAUUAGGUGUUCCAGAAUUGUUGUGUAACUCAAUCACUCCUGUUAACGUUCAAGAGAUCGCAGAGCGAACCGGUUGCCACACAGACGAGAAGAUCUACAAGGUUUUGAGAACCAUGGCUCAGUGGGGAAUAGGAGAGGAACUAAGCGAGAAACACUUUAAGGCCAAUCGAGCCAUGGAGUUGCUGAGAAGAGACAAAGGACCAAGUCUUGGCCAUAUAGUUGAAUACUAUGGAAGCGAUGAAGUUUGGGCCGCCAUGUUGGCCUUUCCAGAGGCAGUCAAGUAUGGCGAUACAGCGUUUGAACGUGCUCAUGGAAUGAAUCUGUACGACUACAUUCACACAGCUGGGAAACUGGAGUAUUCUGUUCCCACAAAGUCAGAAAACAUGGCUUCUGACAUGGGUACGAACCAGAGGAGGUUAGAGUUCGCACAAAAUUACGAUUGCGCAAUGAGCAUGUUGUCCCAGAUGGACUUAGACAGUACGCAGCCAAGCUUAGCUACUGUGUACCCCUGGGUUAAGUGCAAACGAAUCAUGGACAUCGGGGGAGGAGAGGGUCAAUUAUUGUCUCAAAUUCUCAAAGUUUCAGGCUGUGAGCAUAUUAAAGGAGUAUUACUUGACUUUCCCGAUGUAGUCGAGCGAGCCAAAUUGUUCCUAACCAGAGAAAAUAUAGCAGACAACAGAGUGACUUUACUCAAAGGAGACAUCUUGGAUGGCAUUCCGAACUGCAAAGAGGUAGAUACAAUCAUUGUCAAAAAUUUUCUUGUAAUUUUUACAGAAGACGGGAUGGUGAAAGUUAUGGAAAACUGUCGUCAAGUUCUUGCUAGACGUGGCAGAUUUAUUAUCGUUAACAGUUGCAACCCUGAAGCCAGAGAUACGGAGCAUAAUGUUACCAAAACUGGUUUACAGCAGGGCUUUCGUGGCAUACACGUCAUGACGAUGAGUAAGAUGGGACAUUUUAGAACGAAGAGUGAGUGGCUGAACUUGAUUGACAGGUUGUGCAGUAGAGUGGCUUUUCAACUGAACGCAGUCUAUGAGACCGGAGAUGGUCCUACAUUGUUUGAACUGUUAAAAUGCGAAUAGAUGAUCGUUUUUGUUUUUGGCAACACAAGAGUUAAUGCUUUAAGGUUUGUCGUUUAAUUUGCAGUUCUGUUUUUUAUUUUUCGAUGAAAAAAAAAUUAACAUACAUUUCUUUUUCAUGUGUUUUCACUUAAACCAAAACAAUGAUGUGAUAUUUUUACUCAGGGAACACUGAAGCAGUCAUAAAUUAGAGGAGGGUGAAAAUGCAACUUAACGAUGGCGGAUGAUGUGAAAGCGCUUUGAAAAGUAGAAAGUUGAUUUUUACAAGAUUUCUCUGAAUACUAAUGGUUGAUAAGAAAUCUGCUUUCUUUCUGGAGGACACCGUGUGAGACGAAGGACAUUCUUCCAUUCCAGGAAGAGUUACAGUCCUGCAAUAAUUUUCCAUAACAUGUUUAUUUACCAAGUACUUUCUACCCCUAUACCGUAAAAAGAAUUCAUAUUAGAAAUUGAUGUAAAUUAUCACCAAGUAUUUUUUUACUAUUUGCAGCUAAAUUUUAUACCAUGAUAUGGCUUUGGUCGGUUUGUAGGAGUAAAACAAAAUGCUGGUUUGUGACGGUUUUUUUUUUUAACCAGACCAUAGGACUUACUGCGAAUGUUUUAUUUUCGGAUGAUUUUGUACCAUUAACACGUGCAUGUACGAGUAAGAAAAUUGCUUGGUCUAAGUAUUAUCAGUUUUUAUUAGUUCGUAGGAGUUUUAAAAUUAAAAGAUAGGUAUUGAUGUCAUAUUUGUCUCCAAGAAAAAAAAAAACAAACAAACAAACGGGUUGGUGUUGGUAAUCGUCCCGGUUUGCAGUAUUCUCUACCGGUUUCUCCAGUCAGUUCUGCUACGACCUUUGA
Messenger RNA from Stylophora pistillata, 2521 nucleotides. RefSeq names its product mitomycin biosynthesis 6-O-methyltransferase-like. Lineage: Eukaryota; Metazoa; Cnidaria; Anthozoa; Scleractinia; Pocilloporidae. The record is from RefSeq and is a predicted model, not a curated record.